Molecule: messenger RNA, 2229 nt
Organism: Owenia fusiformis
Lineage: Eukaryota; Metazoa; Annelida; Polychaeta; Sabellida; Oweniidae
Source: the annotation of a GenBank genome assembly
CUUUGAUUGAGUUAAAAAGAAGACCCGAGUUAAAUGGAUUAGUUCAAAUUGAGGAAUAAAAGUAAUUGAGCCUGGAUGAGGUGCCGUUGUGAUCGCGCUUAGAUGGUACAUCAUAGGAGAUAUAUUUAGAUGGAGUAUCGUUAUUAUCGAACGUCGCUAUCAAAAUACCACGGUGCAUCAGCAUAAGAGUCAUAGAGGAAGCGUUUGAAAGACGGAUACUGUUAAUGAUGGUGAGACGAAUGAAGACUGUCAGGGAUUUCAAGUUAAUAUCGUUUAGAACAAGGAGAGGUAAUUCAUUAGCUCAGUAUUAUUUGAUAAGCUUGCAACACUAAUUUUCAAGAUUUAGAUCAAGCUACAUCUUACAUUCGAUAAGAAAGGUCGAGUUCAAUAUUGAAUGAAAAUAGAGAUUCUGUUAUGCGUGAAUUGGGAAUUUAAUGGAAGCGAUACAGUUUACGUAUUUCAAUGCUAUAGAGACGACGAGUUGCAUAAAGUGUAAGCUGAUUUAUUAUACUCAAUGGAAAGGAUUCACUAGUCUGUAAUAAUGGCAUGUUGUAAGGAACUUAUCUACGAAGAAUUAUGUGCUCAAAACACAAACGCAUCUGAUCAAAUGAAACUCCUCCAAGAUUUCGAACCCUCGCAAUAUGAGGGCUCUGCCAUUAGGAAUGAGGAUAAGCGCUAUAUACAGAGUACUGAGGAAAUUCCAACGCAUCGAGAUAGGACAAACAGAGCACGCAAUUACAAAGUGAACAUUCCAAGCGGAGACGAAAGAUAUUCAUUGCUUAGUAAUCAUGAUCCACGUGUGGAUGGGACAAGUAGAAAAUUGACAAUGGAGCGAAGGGACGCUUGUGACAUUGAUGACAAUGAGGACGACGACCGAUUAAAUGCAAAUCAUUUAGAACUUGAACCGUUGAGAGAUGAUGAGCGAAAUCCCAAACGGGUUCAUGAAGAAUAUAAAAUGGAGGAACUUCAUAUUAAAGGAUUGAAAAAUGCUCCAAAAGGUAACAAAGAACAACCCUUUUCAAAAGUUCCAGAUAGCGAGGCCCAUACAAGACAAGAGUUGAACUUGAAAGCAUUUAAUACAACGUACAAGACCGACCAAUUUAACAGCAUUAAAGAAUUUCCCAUUCUGAAAAAGGAAAAAUCCACAAACCCUUCUACUUGCCACAACCAGCUUGAAAGCGUCUUUCCAGGUAAACCUCGACCACGGUCAGCAACAAUUACAACCAUUGACUACGUAUCGCAUAGGUUCGAUGACAUAGUCGAUGGUAAAACCCAAAACCGGGAACGGCGGGCGGUCAGUCUCCUUGUACCUCCGACUAUGUCUGAAAUAGGGGUGUACCGCCAAAGGACGUUCUCGAUGUCUGGACGGAAGGGGUUUGUUAACCAUGGUGACCUAUAUAAGGCAUUCCCUUUGACCAAUAGUGCAAAUAGUAUCCUGUCAUAUGGAACAGAGUCCCACAGCUCUGAUGAUCCUGCCUCGGAAAGUCCGAGAAACGCUGAUGAGAUCAACGGACCAGACCUCCCAUUGUAUAAGGUGCUAGUCGUGGGUGCGGCUAAAGUUGGAAAAACAUCCCUGAUUCAACAGUUCGCGUCUUCGGAAUACAGAGGGACAUAUCAAAAUAUGAGCUUCGAUGAUGCGGUCGUAACAAGAGUUCCUGUUGAACUAGAUGGAGAGGAUAGUCUUCUAGAAUUUCAGGAAUCUACGUCAUUGCCACUGCAACACAAAGAGGAGAUAUCCGCCUAUGUAAUCGUAUACAGCGUCAUUGAUAAGAAAAGUUUCCAAUACGCAGUGGAAAUAACAAAUAGACUUCAACGCUCACAAAAGACUCGGAAAAUCGGAUCAUCACGUUCCUGUGGAUUCGUGCGAAUUCUGGUCGGAAACAAAUCUGAGCUGAUGAGACGAAAAUCGGUGACAACUGAGGAUGGGAAGUCUACGGCGACAAAAUAUGGAUGUAAAUACAUAGAAACCUCUGCAGCCUUGAACCAUCAUAUUGACACCCUUCUCGUUGGAAUUCUAAUACAAAUCAAGCGUCACAUAAAAUCAAACACCGUGAACUCUUUGGACAAUAAGAAAGCGGAGUCAACAUGUUAUUUCCAGCAUCGGCGUUAUAGCCGAGCGUUACGGGCAUUUUUAAGCAUGGUCACAAAAAGCUCAAUUUUUACCUCACGUUCUUGUGAUAAUUUAUUGGAAAUAUCUUGAAAUGGUGAAAUGAAUUUGUAUACAAAGUU